CAAACAAUCUGUUUCAUGGAAGAUGGAGCCUACCAUAAAACAUUUUCUGAGAAAUUGUCCCUUGCCAUUGGCGUUUUCUUCAGCCUUCUUCCAAUUAGAACUUCUGCAACUGUAUCUGAAGUUUCCCCGAUCCAGUGAUUCCAAUUUCCACACACAUUCCUACCAAGGCUCUUAAAAAGACCAUAUUCAUACUCUUAACAAUACCAUCAAAAUCAAAGUCAACUCUUGAAUCAGCAAUGAUCACUGAUGUACCUUCUUCUUCCUCCUCUUCCUCUCCUUCCGUCAAGACCCGUAGAUGGAUCAACCAUGUAUUCAUCAGUUUCAGGGGUGAAGACACCAGAAAAGGCUUCACAGAUCACCUUUAUGCUGCACUGGAAAGAAGGGGUUGUAUCAAAACUUUCAAGGAUGAUCAUGACCUUGAGAGUGGGGAAAUCAUAUCUAAAGGGCUCAUCAAGGGAAUUCAAGAGUCCAUGUUUGCGCUUGUUGUCCUCUCACCAAACUAUGCUUCCUCAAGAUGGUGCUUGGAUGAGCUGCAAAACAUCGUUGAGUGCAGGGAAAAGUUCAACCAAGUGGUUUUUCCUAUCUUCUAUGGUGUAGAACCCUCUGAUGUAAGGUAUCAGAGAGGAACCUUUGAAGAAGCUUUCAGAAAACAUGAAGAGAGGUUCAAAGAAGAGAAGGGGAAAGUCCAAAGAUGGAGAGAUGCAUUGCAAAAAGUUGCAAGUUAUUCCGGUUGGGACUCCAAAGAUAAUCAUGAGGCAGCAUUGAUUGAAAGAAUUGUUGAUCACAUACAAAAAUUACUGAUUCCUAAGUUGCCAUCAUCAGUAGGAAACCUCGUUGGUGUUGAAUCAAGGAUGAAAAAGUUGAAUUCACUCAUUGGUAUGCAGUUGGAUGAUGUUCGCUUUAUAGGUAUAUGGGGCAUGGGAGGCAUAGGAAAAACAACAACUGCCAGAUUAAUAUAUGAAUCAAUCGAAGAGCAGUUCAACUUUAGUUGCUUUCUUGCAAACGUUAGAGAGGUUUCUGCAACAAAUGGCAUAGUUCACAUCCAAAGGGAACUUCUUUCUCAUCUUUCUGUAAGAAGUAAUUACUUUCAUAAUUUGUUUGAUGGGGUAAAAAUAAUAGCAAACUCUUUGCACAACAAAAAGGUCCUCCUUGUUCUUGAUGAUAUAAGUGAAAGAAGCCAAUUAGAGAACUUAGCCGGAAAACAAGAAUGGUUUGGUCCCGGUAGCAGAAUAAUAAUCACUACUAGAAAUAAGCAUCUGCUAAUGACACAUGGCGUGCAUCAGACAUGCGAGCUUGAAGGCUUAGUUCAGGAAGAAGCCCUUCAUUUAUUCUGUCUGAAAGCUUUUAAACAAGAUCAACCCAAAAGCCAAUAUCAGAAUUUGUGCAGCGAAGUGGUUCAAUACACAAGAGGCCUUCCAUUGGCACUUGAAGUAUUGGGAUCCCAUCUUUGUGGAAGAACUCCUGUGGCUUGGGAUAGUGCUUUAAACCAAUUAAGAAGUUCUCCACACCCUGAAAUCCAAAAUUCAUUGAAAAUAAGUUUUGAAAGUUUGUCUAGCUCAGAGAGAGAAAUGUUUUUGGAUAUUGCCUGUUUCUUCAAAGGCAUUGACAAGGAUGAUGUAGUAGGAGUGUUAGAAAAUUGUGGUUAUUUUCCACAAUUUGGAAUUGAAAUUUUGAUUGACAAAUCUUUGGUCACUCUUAAUAGGGAUAAUAAAUUGGAAAUGCAUGAUUUACUUCAAGAAAUGGGAAAGAAUAUAGUGUUUCAAGAAUCUCCAAAUGAUCCAGGAAAACGUAGUAGAUUGUGGUCUCAUGAUGACAUCAGCCGUGUGUUGACACAAAAUAAGGGAACUGAAGCAAUUCAAGCAAUAGUAUACUAUGGUCAAGCAUAUGAAGCAGGAUGGAGCUCUGAAGCAAUUCAAGCAAAAGUACACUAUACUCGACGACAUGAAGCAAGAUGGAGCACUGAAGCUUUCUCCAAGACCAGCAACAUAAGGUUGCUAAGGAUAUUUAAUGUGUUUCAUCUUUCCCAUGGCCUUGAUUGCCUUCCUUAUGCACUCAGAGUUCUUGACUGGUAUGGAUGCCCUCUGAAAACUCUGCCACUUACUGAUCAACUGGAUGUUGUUGACAUCAAUUUGUAUUCUAGCAAAAUUGAACAACUUUGGCACGGAACAAAGAUUCUACAUAAGUUGAAGUCCAUCAACUUGAGUUUUUCCAAAAACCUAAACCAAACCCCUGACUUUGUGGAGGUUCCGAAUCUCGAAUCGUUAGUUCUUCAAGGUUGUAGAAGCCUAACCGAAAUCCACUCAUCUGUUAUGCACCUCAAGAAACUUGUUCAAUUGAACUUAAAAGGCUGCAAAAGGCUCAAAGCUCUUCCAGGUAAAAUGGAGAUGAGUUCAUUAAAGGUUUUAAAUCUUUCUGGUUGCUCAAACAUGAACACCAUCCCAGACUUUGGGAAUUGCAUGGGACAUCUAGAAGAGCUUCAUUUGGAUGGAACUGCUGUAACAGAGCUACCUUCAUCAUUAGGAUGUCUGGUUGGACUUGUUCUUUUGCAUUUACAGAAUUGCAGGUAUCUUGUUUGCCUUCCGGAUACCAUUCAUAAGUUGAAGUCCCUCAAAGUUCUUAAUGUUUCUAAUUGCUCGAAACUCCGUAGCUUGCCAGAGUGCCUACAGGAAUUGAAUAAUCUGGAAGUACUUGAUGCUAGCAAUACUGCCAUUGAAGAACUACCUUUAUUUGUAUGUUAUCUAGAAAACAUCAAAGUAGUGUCAUUUGCUGGUUGCAAAGAGUCAACAUCCGUGUUAAAUUGCUUUCGAGUUCCAUCUGCUGUUUGCCGUCCAUCCCUUUUGAGAAGGUUAGAUUUAAGUUAUUGCAAUCUACUUGCUGAAUCAAUACCAGAUGGUUUUUGUGGCAUAUCGCUGAGGGAUUUGGAUCUUUCUGGCAACAACUUUGUUAACCUACCAAGCGACAUUUCCAAACACUCUACGCUUGAAUAUCUUUGUCUAAACUCGUGCAAGAAGCUUCAGUCAUUGCCUGGGCUUCCAUUAAGCAUAAAAAGAAUAGAUGCAAUCAACUGUGCCUCAUUGGUAACGUCUAAAUUCCAUCCAUCUAGGCAGCAUUAUUGCAUCACCUGUACAAUGGCACUUACCAAGAGAACGGAAGAGCCUCCUUAAGGGGAUUUGCUUUCCGAGAACACCAUUCGACAUGCUUAUCACAGGCAAUGAAAUUCCAUCAUGGUUUGCACCUCAGAAGUCUUCUUCCUUUGCAGAAAUACCAUUUCCUCAUCCUUGUCCGCCAACUUCCUUUGCAGAAAUACCAUUUCCUCAUCCUUGUCCGCCAACUGAAUGGCUGGGAUUUGCUGUGUGUUUCUUGCUGGUAGCGGAUCGGCCUCUGGUCUAUGGCGAUACAGAGAUCGCUUGUUACAAAAUAAUGAAACAAGAUAAAGAUGAUUGGAGGGCGGAGUCUCCCGUGAUCACCAGGAAUGUUCCUCUUCUGGAGCCAAAACUACCUCACCUUUACAUUCUCUUUCUGUCCAUUGGAGAAUACCCUGAAAGAAUGCAUACAGGUUAUGGGUUUCGUUUGAUGCGUUGCCCUGAUUGCGGUCCAUUGAAAAUAGUGCAGGCUGGGUGUCGUCUGGUGUGCAAGGAAGAUCUUCAAGAUAUUUAUCGAAAUCAUUCCCAUACUUCCUCUGUAGGGCCUAAUAAUGAAUAAAAAACAAACAACAACGAUGGGCCAAGCCCAUAACCUUUCCUUCUUUUCCUUCUACUCCAACGGCACACACAAACACUUCAAUGCAGCAAUACACACACAUCUCUCACCGCCAUCCUCAUGUCACUUCUUUAACAAUAACUAGUGUGAAUCCCGCGCGAUGCGCAGAUUGUGUACAUAAUCUAUUUUAUUGUAUUUAUGUAUAUUUUGUUUAUAAAAAAAAUUAAUACAUAUUUAUGAGGAGUUAAUUUAUUUAGUAUAUAAAUAGAUUGAUUAAUUAAUUUUUUUUAA
Molecule: messenger RNA, 3990 nt
Organism: Arachis stenosperma
Lineage: Eukaryota; Viridiplantae; Streptophyta; Magnoliopsida; Fabales; Fabaceae
Product: TMV resistance protein N-like
Exons: 5
Coding region: 237-3164 (975 amino acids)
Biological process (GO): defense response; signal transduction
Molecular function (GO): protein binding; ADP binding
Source: RefSeq, a predicted model, not a curated record